Molecule: messenger RNA, 733 nt
Organism: Camellia sinensis
Lineage: Eukaryota; Viridiplantae; Streptophyta; Magnoliopsida; Ericales; Theaceae
Source: RefSeq, a predicted model, not a curated record
UUAUCUGUUAAAAUUCAAUUCAUAGGUCCCAACAUGGAGCCCACUUGUAAUGAAGGCUGUGCCAAAUGCAGCACGUGUAGCAGCAUAUAGAUUUGGCACAUCUGUUCGUUUGAUGAGGAACAUAUGCAUGUGGAAUAAGAUUAUUGCAUUGUCUGUUCUCGAGAAGCUUGUUCUUGAUGAACUUUUGAGUGGAAAAGUUCUUCCUCAUCUUCGAAGCAUCCAAUCAAAUGUUCAUGAUGCAGUCACAAGAACUGAAAGGGUCAUUGCUUCAUUAUCUGGAGUGUGGUCAGGUCCAAGUGUUGCUGGGCAGCGCAGCCCCAAAUUGCAGCCACUGGUGGACUACUUGUUUACACUUGGAAAGACACUGGAGAAAAAGCAUGUUUCAGGUGUGAGCGAGAGCGAGACUAGUGGACUUGCUCGUCGAUUGAAGAAGAUGCUUGUUGACCUCAACGAAUAUGACCAGGCUAGGGCAAUAUUGAGAACCUUCAAUCUCAAGGAGGCACUGUAAUCUCUCUCUCCCUCCACUGUAUGCUUCUGUUGUCGUCGGAAGCUGAGGGCUAGUGAAGGUCUUGUAGGAAUUUUUAAAAACACUAAAAAUAGUUAUCAAAUUAACACUUCUCAUACUCAAGGUUAGUUAUUGAGGCAUUUGUUAUAUUGUAAUUUUUGUUGAAUAUGCUUCCGGAUUAGUAACCAUAUUUUUAUAUAGAUGUAUCUUUUUCCAUUUGAGUUACUA